Messenger RNA from Adineta steineri, 3117 nucleotides. NCBI's taxonomy places the organism in Eukaryota, Metazoa, Rotifera, Eurotatoria, Adinetida, Adinetidae. The record is from the annotation of a GenBank genome assembly.
AUGGAAAUGCAUCAAUCACAACAAAUCGAUUUUUGUCGAGAUCUUUCCUUAUCAACAAAGAACGACGAUGAACAGAAUAGUUCCAUACAAUCAUCAAUAGAAAAGCAACAAAUUCAACCUUUAAAAUGUUCAAAUCCUAUUAUGAAUCGUCUAUCUCUGUUACCAGCCUAUCCAACAUUUGAUCGAUUUGGACCUAUUAAUCGAGAUCAUUUACUUUUGGCAAAUGUAUCUUGUCAAGAAUUAACCCAUGAACAACAACGACGUCGUAAUCAUUAUACAUUUCAUCAACCAUUUACUAUUAUUGAUCAAAGUGUUGAUAUUAGUGUUCGACCAUUCUUUAUCUAUAUCUAUCAUCAUUUAUAUGAAGAUUUAGUACAACGUUUUCAUGUUAAUAAUGCUAUUCUUGAUUAUAAUUAUGAACGUCUUCGUCAAUGUCUAAAUAUUAUGACACAAGAACGAAUUCAAUAUGAUUAUUUGUCUGAGACUACUAUUGGUAGUGAAAAAUUACGUAUCGAUGAGUAUGCUCUAGCAUUAGAGUUUUAUCUACAAAUUGAUGAUGAAUUAUUUUUUAUGAAAACAUGUUGUUUUCGUAAUGCUCAACCAUCAUUAUACAAUCAUCAUGGUAUCUUCUCUAUUGAUGAACCAAAAUCUCUCUAUGGUCUAAAAUCAUGUGAACAAGUUACAUGUCGAUUUUGUUUUCCCAUCACUGAUAUUCUUACUCGUGGUCGACAAAGUCAAUCAGUUGUUCAAUUUUCAUCAGCACAGAAACAUCGUUUUGUCAAUGGAUAUGAAGCUAUUCUUAAUUGUCCAGCGACUUGUACUACAAAGAAUAUUCUCUAUGCAUUGACAUGUCCAUGUGGCCAAUAUGAUUAUAUUGGAUAUACAGCAAUGUCAUUAGAUGAACAACUUAAAUAUCAUCGUGAGCAUGGUAAUCGAAUCAUGCAUGAAUUUAUUCUUGGUUCGAUAAAUAGUAGUCGUAUGCGACAACAAACUAAAUCACAAGAAGAAUUAACAGUUGAUAAUCAAUUACUUUACAAACAUUCAGCUCGUUGUUCAUAUGCUAUUCAAAUGUUUCUGGAUUGUAAUCCACAAUAUUGGUGUUUCGUACCGAUGUCAAAGAUGGAAGCACGAACACAAAAUCUUACAUCUGAUUUCCCAAGUAAUAUUACAAUGUUUCCAUCGAAUACUCAUUCACGUCGUGAUCAAGAAGCUAGUACAUACAUGAUUGAUUUACCUUCAUUACCUUCAGAAAACUAUAUGUUUUCGACAAAUCAACGUACUCAACAAUUUUAUAUGUUCAAAGAGAAAUAUGAUCUUCUUCAGCCUAACGUUCAUCUAGAUCUAUAUAAUGCUACCAUCAUUGCUGUUUUACCGGAGAAUUGUUCCGAAUUAUUUUAUCGAUUAAUCGAAGCAUUAUUUAUUACACAUGCUCAAACUAAAUUAAAUACAUUGGGUCAUUUAGAUGGUAUGAUUGUUGAAAACAAUAAUUGUAAUGAUAUAAAUGCACGCAUGGUUGAUGAUCGUCGUGGUAAUUGGUGUCAAAAUCUUGUUCGUCGUCCUAGCAUUGCAAUGUCAACUGAUAAGUCAGAUCUGCAAGAAGGUCAACCACAUGAUCUGAUCCUUUCCACGGCAGAAGAAGUUAUACAGUCGCAAGCAGAAUCGAAGAAGAACAAGAAAAAGAAAUGUCGUGGUAAUCGUAAACUACAAAGAUUUAGAGCAAAAUUGAAAAGACAAGGAUUGAAUACUGAAGCAAUUACAACAGUAAUAAAUACAUACAAUAAUCCAUCUCGACCUGAAGAAGAAGAAGAAGAAAAUGUACAGAAUACUGAUGUGAAUGUACAAGAUUUUAUUGAAUUACAUCAACAGGCACAGGAAGAAGUACAUGGAAUGGUUCAAGAAAUGGCAACAAAGCGAAAACGAGAACUACGAGGAGGUGUGACAACAUCUAUCAGUCAAGUGUCUAUUGCUCAACCUUUGACCAAACGACAACGUUCAACAACAAUUAUUGAUUUGACUCAAGUUAAGACUAAUUCUAAGAAAUCGGCAGACAAAAUAAAACCAAAUUAUUUGAAUACAUCAGAUCAUGUCUUCAAACAGAUGUUAUCAAAAGCAUUAGAAGGUGUAGAAAAUACUAUUCAAUCAUUAGAUACACCAGAGAAAUUACAAUAUGCUCGUACUUAUGCACAAUUAGUUAAUGACUUGUUCUAUCUUCGAUUAAAACAAGAUUAUUGGGAUCAUUAUUAUAAGAUAACUACAACUACAAGUAUAUGGUCUCUGGAAUUAUCAAAACAAAUAAUUAAAGAAAAUAAUUUAAAUCGAAUUUAUUUUAUGACACAAAAUAAUAUACAGAAACGUCGACAGAUGAUCAUCGAAGAAUUAAAACAAUCAGAGAAUGGAUUAGAUAAACAUAAACAAUUGAUAACUGACCAAUUCAUUGAUCUAAAGAAAUUAUCAAUGGUGAUUCCUGCAUUUGUACGAAAAGGUCAAUAUAAAUUAUCCGCUGAUUUUCAACGAAGAAAACAACUCUUACAAUUGGAUGCCAAUGAUUAUUGUUUAGUACAAGCAUUUUAUAAAUUGAAUCCAUCUGAAGAUCAGAUUAGAUCAGCAAAAAUUAUAUGGCAAGCAACAUUUGAUAAACAACAUAUGGAAGAAUAUGUGGCCAUAUUAAAACAACGUAUCUAUACCAAACGAUUACCUGCUUCGUUCAGUAUACUCGAUCAUUCUAUUGAUAAUGCAGAACAAAUGUUGAAACAACUUGUACUUCAUGCAGAUAAACGUGCUACAUUAUCAUCUCGACGUCUUAAAACCAUUGCUCAAUUCAAAUAUGAUCUACUCACAUUAGAGAUUACGACAAGUGAAGAAUUAAUUCGUAGUCAUACAAAUAUUAUUGUCAAUGAAAAGAAGAAAUUAACUGAUUCUGCUACUACUACUACUACUGCACAAGUUCCAUUAUCAAAAUCACUUGUUUCAGUUUUAAAUGCUAUAGCUGCACGUCAAUCCAAUAUUAUCCAACGUGCUCAACUGAUUACUAAACAAAAAUUGUCUUUUUUCGACGACGCUCCGACGGUUAUAGAAGAAGAGGAAGAGAUGGUUGGAACCGUCGGAGCGAUAUUUUAA